Camelina sativa (false flax) is the source of this 1589-nucleotide messenger RNA. NCBI's taxonomy places the organism in Eukaryota, Viridiplantae, Streptophyta, Magnoliopsida, Brassicales, Brassicaceae. The record is from RefSeq and is a predicted model, not a curated record.
AUUCACCAAAAAAAAAAACUACCUCUACAAAGCAUAAUCCACUACAUAUUUUAAGGUCUUAAAGAGAAUACAAUGGAAGCGAAGCUAGAGGUGACGGGGAGAGAAGUGAUUAAGCCUGCUUCACCAUCACCUCGUGAUCGCCUUCAACUCUCCAUCCUUGAUUUCCAUUGUCCCCCAGUCUAUGUGUCGACAGUCUUCUUCUACAAAGCUGGCGAUUACGUCCCGGAGACUUUCUCGGGAAAACUGAAAAGCUCUCUGGCCGAGACUCUGUCACGCUUCUAUCCACUGGCUGGACGAAUAGAAGGUGUUUCCAUCAGUUGUAACGACGAAGGAGCCGUGUUUAGCGAAGCAUACAGCGAUCUCCUUCUCCCUCAUUUCCUGAGAAACCUAAACACUGACUCUCUUGACGGAUUCCUCCCAAAGUUAGCCCCAGGAGAUUCUCCAGGGGAGUGGCCGUUGCUGAGUGUCAAGGUCACUUUCUUCGGGUCUGGAUCAGGAGUGGCGGUUUCUGUCUCUGUCUCUCACAAAAUCUGUGAUGCAACCUCAUUGGCGAUAUUUGUUAAUGAUUGGGCUACCACCACGGCCAAGGGGAAGUCAAACGAUAAGGCCGUAAACACUAUUGAGUUCGCUGAAACUACCAUUUUUCCGCCUCCUCAUAAAAUGUUUCAACAGUUCCCAUCAGAGGGAUCUAAUCUUGACAUCAAAAGUAUAAUCAAAAGAUUCGUCUUCGAACCCUCCAAGCUUGCUGAACUCAGGCACAAGGCUGCUAGCGAAGGCGUCCCUGUACCUACACGUGUUGAAGCUAUCAUGUCACUUCUCUGGAAAUGUGCCACAAGAUCCUCACGCUCUAACUCGGUAAGUCAAAGACAAGCGAUGAUGUCUCAGGCCAUGGACUUGCGGCCUAGGAUUCCAUCUACUCUUUUGUCAGAAAACGCGAUCGGCAACCUACAAACAGGUUUCGGUCUCAAGAAAGACGCGGAUAGGGAGUUGGAGAUUCCCGAAAUCGUGGCCAGAUUAAGGAAGGCCAAAGAAGGAUUCAACGAAAUGAUCGAAGAGAAUCUCCAAAGCAAUACACUUGGUCAGAGCUUGUUGAGUUUGAUGAACGAAGGAGACUACAAUGUACCGGACACAGACAUCUACAUAAUGUCUAGCUAGUGCAGAAAGCCUUUCUACAAGGUUGACUUUGGAUUGGGUUGCCCGGUCUGGAUGGGUUGCCCGUCAAGAACGAAUAACGGCAACUUUGUGUAUGUCGUGUUGAUUGAUUCAAAAGAAGGUGAUGGCGUAGAAGCAUGGAUAAGCAUACCUGAGCAAGACAUGUCCGUAUUCGUCAGUGACCAAGAGUUGCUUGCUUAUGCCAUCUUAAAUCCCCCGGUCUUGACCUAAACAAGACUAGCUACUACCAAUCGCACUUCAAUAUACAUCAAAAAUUGCACUACGCUGGAUUUACUAAGUUCUUGGCUUUUACGUGUUAUGGUGUGAUCUGAAUAAAGUGAACAAAUCAUUUUAAUUUCUUGUUGAUAUAUGUGUUCAUGACCUUGAUCUUGUUUGUACUAUAUGGUUUAUUCAUCGUUUGAUUUGUCAAAUUUGUA